UGGGUGCUCAAGUUCUACUUCUACGAGGCUCUGCGGGCCUUUCGAAGUAGCCGGUACGGGGACUUCAGGCAGAUCCGGGACAUCAUGCAGGCUUUGCUUGUCAGGCCCUUGGGGAAGGAGCAUACGGUUUCCCGGCUGCUGCGGGUUAUGCAGUGUCUGUCGCGCAUUGAAGAAGGGGAAAAUUUAGACUGUUCCUUUGAUAUGGAGGCUGAACUCACACCCCUGGAAUCAGCUAUCAAUGUGUUGGAGAUGAUUAAAACGGAAUUUACACUGACAGAGGCAGUGGUGGAAUCCAGUAGAAAACUGGUCAAGGAGGCUGCUGUCAUUAUUUGUAUCAAAAAUAAAGAAUUUGAAAAGGCUUCAAAAAUUUUGAAAAAACAUAUGUCCAAGGACCCCACAACUCAGAAGCUGAGAAAUGAUCUCCUGAACAUUAUCCGUGAAAAGAACUUGGCCCACCCUGUUAUCCAGAACUUUUCCUAUGAGACCUUCCAGCAGAAGAUGCUGCGCUUCCUAGAGAGUCACCUGGAUGAUGCAGAGCCCUACCUCCUCACGAUGGCCAAAAAGGCUUUGAAAUAUGAGUCUGCUGCCUCAACUACAGUGAAGGAAGAUAAACAGCCAGUGCCGGAACCUGUGGAAAAGCCACCCAGAGAACCUGCGAGGCAGCCACGGAAUACUCCAAUCACCUUUGGAAUUAUGACUCUGAAAGCAGCUUUCAAGACUCUGUGCAGUUCCCAAGAUUCUGAGGCGGUCUUCUCGAAAUUGGACCAGAAAGAUCUGGUACUUCCCAAUAAAGCAUCCCCGCCAUCGCCAGCCCUCAAAAACAAGAGACCGAGAAGAGAUGAAAACGAAGGUUCAGCCCCUGCUGAGGGAGAGGGUGGCUCUGAACUGCAGCCCAGGAGCAAGCGUAUGACAAUAAGCAGAUUGGUUUUGGAGGAGGAUAGUCAGAGUUCUGAGCUGUGCCCAGGCCUCAGCUCCUCUCAGGAAGUCAUUCCAGCGGUGCCAUCCAAGCCUGCAGUUCUCAACCAACCCCUCCCCAGGGAGAAGAAUCCCAAGCUACCCAAGGGCAAGUGGAACAGCUCUAACGGGGUUGAAGAGAAGGAGACUUGGGCGGAGGAGGACGAACUGUUUGAUGUUCAGGCAGCUCCAGAUGAUGAGAGUUCAGCCAGUAUAACAAAAAAGCAGAAGUGGACUGUAGAAGAAAGUGAGUGGAUCAAGGCUGGAGUGCAGAAAUUUGGGGAAGGAAACUGGGCUGCCAUUUCUAAAAAUUACCCAUUUGUUAACCGAACAGCUGUGAUGAUUAAGGAUCGCUGGCGGACCAUGAAAAGACUUGGCAUGAACUGAAACAGCUUUCAUUUCCACAGAAUUCACAGGAGCAUGGUUCCUAAUAAUAGCCCCAAUAGUCUGCUCUUUCUUUCAGAAGCUGGGCUGGGAUGAAAACUUUGGGCAUCCUCCUCUGACAUGGAGGAGGUCCCAGUUCCACUUCAUCACUGUUGGAGAUCAUGGAGCUGAAAGACAAAGCCAAGUCUACCCCAUGUCCUUGGCAGAGACAACAGGCAGGCAGCUUGUACAGUGCCAGAAUAUCAUUAGUAUUUCCCUUUUUCAGUGGUUUGCUUGAAUUUAAAUCCCCGGUAAUCAGUAGAACCUUCUCCUAGGAAACUGUGGAGUCUGUUAGGAGCACUUAUGACUCCAUGACCUGCUAAAACCAGCAACAUGAGCAUUAUUUGGAGUGAACUUGUUCCAGGUAAAACUUUAGCCUUCUGGUGCAAAUGCAAAGGAACUUCGUCUGUCAGAGCCCAGGCUGAUGAGAGACCAGUCCUGGUGGAAUCUGGAUCCCUUUAAAAACUGUUUAGCCUGUUAUGACAUCAACACCUAGACCUAGUCUUGGCAUUUGCUCUUCAUAUUUGCUGGGCUACGUAGGCAGGUUUAACCUCCACUUAUGUGGUUAAACCAGUGUGUUCUUUGGUGAUUGUAGAUAUGCUUAGCCCCUCCCCCAAUUCUCUCUUCCUGAUUCCCUUACGUUGGACUUACAAAGCUUAAAAAAAAUCCUGAUUGAAUAUAAAUGCCUAAUUCCAUUCUUUGUGAAAUGAUUGCUUCCACCUGACUCCUUAAUUGUGCUGUGUUAGUGUCUUGCACUGGAAUUCAACAUUUCCUUCUCCUUUUGUACUGUGUUGUGCUUGCUGUCUCUCUUGGACAUCCUUAAAGACUGUCUUUUUAGCAAAAAAAAAAAAAAAAAAUUCAGUAAAGUGUUUUCUGUAAUCAUUUUUUAAAAUUUGAGAACUAAUUAUUGUCCAUAACCUGUAGCAUUCUUCAUUAAAGUCUUGCUUCUCUCAAA
Molecule: messenger RNA, 2332 nt
Organism: Miniopterus natalensis
Lineage: Eukaryota; Metazoa; Chordata; Mammalia; Chiroptera; Miniopteridae
Gene: TERF2
Product: telomeric repeat binding factor 2
Biological process (GO): negative regulation of telomeric D-loop disassembly; regulation of telomere maintenance via telomerase; protein localization to chromosome, telomeric region
Cellular component (GO): chromosome, telomeric region; nucleus; shelterin complex
Molecular function (GO): G-rich strand telomeric DNA binding; protein homodimerization activity; double-stranded telomeric DNA binding
Source: RefSeq, a predicted model, not a curated record